AUGAAUGAACCAAUCGCCAUAAUUGGAACGGCUUGUCGACUUCCAGGCUCAGCAACUAGUCCCUUCAAGCUGUGGGACCUGCUACGAGAACCCAAAGAUGUCGUCCGCGACUUUCCCCCAGACCGGCUCAACCUUUCCAACUUUUACAGCAAAGAUGGCGAAUCCCACGGAAAUACAGAUGUACAUCGGCGGUCAUACCUACUACAAGAAGAUAUUAGACGGUUCGAUGCUGCAUUUUUCCACAUAAACCCCAAAGAAGCCGCAGGCAUGGACCCUCAACACCGAAUUGUGCUGGAAACGGUUUAUGAGGCCCUCGAAGCAGCAGGUCUGCCACUUAACGACGUGGAAGGCUCACAAACCUCCGUACACGUCGGUGUAAUGACCGAUGAUUACUACACUAUUCAAGCCCGAGACCCAGACACUAUGGAUAGUCAUGCUGCCACCGGGCUAUCCCGCAGCAUUUUGUCGAACCGUGUCUCUUACGCUUUUGAUCUCAAAGGUCCCUCGAUGACAAUCGACACCGCCUGCUCAAGCUCCCUUGUUGCCCUCCACUUGGCGGUUCAAGGACUCCGAAGCGGCGAGGCCACACAAGCUAUCGUAGCUGGUGUUAAUUUAAUCCUCGAUCCGCAUUGGUUUAUCACCGAGUCUUCGCUUCACAUGCUCUCGCCGGAUUCUCGCUCGCGCAUGUGGGACAAAAACGCGAACGGCUAUGCCCGAGGGGAUGGAUGCACAGCCGUGGUUCUCAAAACUCUUAGCAAAGCGAUCGAACAUGGUGACCCCAUUGAAUGUAUAAUUCGAGCAACUGGCGUUAAUUCCGACGGCGCUACCAGCGGUGUCACGAUGCCAAGCUCAGUCUCACAGGCUGCCCUGAUUAGACAGACAUAUCAGAAUGCGGGCCUGGAUCCUGUUAGAGAUCGAUGCCAGUUCUUCGAAUGCCAUGGCACGGGAACCCAAGCUGGUGAUCCAGUGGAGGCUCGCGCCAUUCGAGAUGCAUUCUUUCCAGACAGUCUCCCGAUAACAGAGGAUGUUCCUUUAUACUGUGGCUCAAUCAAAACUAUAGUGGGCCACACUGAAGGUUGUGCUGGACUGGCGGGUCUUCUCAAAGCAUCUCUGGCGAUUCAGCACAGUAUCAUCCCUCCUAAUAUGCAUUUCGAUGAGCUCAAUCCAACUGUAAAGCCAUUCUACACCAACCUCUGUGUGCCAAAAACGGCAACCCCUUGGCCUGAUACUGGAGACAUACCUCGCAGGGCAAGUAUCAACAGCUUUGGCUUUGGUGGCACCAAUGCCCAUGCCAUUAUCGAAAGCUUUGAUUCAAAAAAUCAGAUAGAAACUCGUUUAUCAUGCUCUAUUGGACCCUUCGUCGUUUCAGCAAAAAGUCGCUCUUCUUUGGUCAACUCACUCAAGGGAAUCCUGGACUAUAUUCAUGACAAUCCUUCCGUGGAUUUGAAUGCAUUGGGCUAUGUUCUGCAAUCUAAGCGGAGUGAAUUCUCGCACCGCAUUGCCAUUCCGGCAUCCAAAGAUCGCAAUGCUCUCGCGGAGAAACUUGAGGAACAAGUACGCACCGCGGCAAACUCACCCGUUGAUGUCUUCUUUGGUGUAAGGAAGUUGACUAGUUUGGAAGGCGAGAACCCUCCAGGAAUUCUUGGUAUAUUUACUGGACAGGGAGCCCAAGCAGCUCAAAUGGGCAAAGAGUUGUUGGAAAGCUGCCAAAUCUUCCGCGAUUCCAUCAAGAUGUGUGAAAACACACUGGAAUCUCUGCCCGAGCCUCCAGCCUGGUCACUUCACCAAGAAUUAAUCAGAUCCAAGGAAGAGUCACGUAUUUCCGAAGCAAUGAUCUCUCAACCACUCUGUACCGCUGUCCAGAUUGCACUGGUAGAUCUCUUACGAGCGUCAGGCAUCCAUUUUUCGGCUGUUGUCGGUCAUUCAUCAGGUGAAAUCGGUGCUGCGUACGCUGCCGGAAUCUUGAAUUUGAGUGAUGCUAUCAGCAUUGCAUAUUAUAGAGGUUACGUUGCGAACCUCGCCGAGGGACCAGUCGGCGGAAAAGGCGGAAUGAUAGCAGUUGCUAUGUCAUUCCGUAAUGCCACCGCAUUUUGCUCCGAGCCCCGAUUUGCUGGGAGAGUCAAUGUGGCAGCUAGUAAUGCCCCAUCUAGUGUCACGCUUUCUGGUGAUCUUGAUGCUAUCAAGGAGAUCAAAGUCCAUCUGGAGGGAAAACAAAUCCAAGGCCGGGAGCUCAAGGUUGAUACAGCAUAUCACUCCCAUCACAUGCUGCGCUGCUCAGAACAGUAUCUUAAGUAUCUUAAAAAACUCGACAUCCAGCUACAAAGGCCCACCAAAAGCAGCUGCACCUGGAUGUCCAGUGUGUAUCAUAGCACAGAUAUGAUGCAGCGAAAUCUUCAUGAGCUUGGGCUUGAUGGCUCAUACUGGGUUGAAAACAUGGUACAGCCUGUGCUAUUCUCAGAGGCUGUGGAAUAUGCGGUGAAAAAGACAAACGUCCCCUUCGGUCUCGCUCUCGAGGUCGGACCCCAUCCAGCCCUCAAAGGUCCAGUCAGCCAGAUUUUGAAGUCUCUCAGCGUAGAGUUCUUGCCGUAUGCAGGUUGCCUGGACCGCAAUAUAAGUAGUGCAGAAAAUAUGUCAGCAGCCAUCGGACUGGUCUGGAGCUACCUUGGAAACUCCGCUGUCGAUUUCGAUGGUUGGAGGAAAGCAUUCGGGAUGGCCGCUCACUAUUCGAUGAUGAAGGAUCUGCCCUCUUAUCCCUGGGACCAUGAACAUGUUUAUUGGCGAGAGUCCCGUAUUUCAUACAAUUAUCGACUGGCAAACAACCCGACCAACAGUCUUCUUGGCCGCAUGCGGGAGGACCUUCCAACUGAGAAAACAUGGCGAAAUAUCUUGAAGCUCAGUGAGAUCCCCUGGGUUAGGGGACAUACCUUCCAGGGUCAGGUCUUGUUCCCUGCUGCUGGAUAUAUUACUCUAGCCACGGAAGCAUCCAAGAUGUUUGCACAAGGUCGACUAUUGAAGCUGCUGGAUAUCCGAGAUGUAGAGAUCCCAAAACCAUUGAUUAUUGGGGAAGAUCAAGGUGUCGAGCUUCUCUUCAGCAUUAAGAGUAGGGUCACGCCUGUCAGCGUCCCAGACGGAUCUAUUCUGGAGACAGAAUUCGUUGCAACAAGUUGCGCAGAUGAGCGCAACCCAGUGCAAACGUGUACUGGACGUCUUUUCAUCCAUCUCGGUGUGCCAGAAUUGGGAUAUUUGCCAACAAAUCCCAUAUCGCAGGCAGAGCUCACGCCACUAAGCACAGAAAGAUUUCACCGCGCAGUCUCUGAGAUGGGAUUGGGAUAUACUGGUUCCUUCCGUGCCUUGACUUCGAUGACCAGGUCAUGGGGACAUGCAAAAGCGACGGCCUCAUGGGCCGAGAAAGAGCUUCAAAUUGGUUGUGCUCUGCACCCAGCUAUCAUGGAUGUCGGAUUCCAAGCAGGAUUGGCAACCUUUGUCUCAACCGCUGAGAGAGCAAUGGGAAGCCCAUAUCUUCCAGUCGGCAUUAAACGCGUUAUACUAGACCCCAAUCAGAACUAUGACAGCAUACCUGGAGCGACAACCAUCGAAGUUGAAGCACUGAUGGCUGAAUCUAACAGAAGCACGGUGAAUGUCGACAUCAAUUUUUGUAUCAAUACGGCCAUUGGAAAUGGUGGUUUCCAGGUUGAUGGACUGAUUCUGAAAGCCAUUGCAGAGCCAGAGCCAUCAGCUGACCGAAACCUGUUUGUGAAAACCGUUUGGGAUGUUGAUACCACAUAUGAAAUGACAACACCAUCUGUGGCAGAUCUUUCCCAUAGGGUAUCGACAGACAUGUCCGAUAUAUACGAAAGAAUCACUCUGUAUUAUAUGCAAUAUCUGAUACGCGAAGUUAGCCCGAAAGAGCUAGAAUCGGCAAAGUGGCACCAUCGGGAAUUGGCUCGAUACAUCAACACCACAGUUGCAGCCAUCCGGGAAGGAGGCUGUUCGACACUACCAAAAGAGUGGCUAAAAGACAACCAAGAGAUCAUCGGGGAAAUGCAAAGACUUCACUCUCAUGAUAUUGACGUUGUCAUGCUGACCGCAGUUGGCAAAAAUUUGCCUUCCGUGGUCCGAGGGCAGUCUGAAAUGAUGGAGCACAUGUUACAAGAUGAUUUGCUCAGCAGGCUCUACAAAGAAAGCGAAGGGUUGAAAGCAUGCAAUAAUUAUGUGGCUGAUAUAAUGCGGCAAAUCAGUCACAAGCACCCCAAUAUGAACAUCCUCGAGAUUGGUGCAGGAACAGGUGGUACGACUCUGAGUGUCUUGGAUACCCUUGAUAGUGCAUACUAUUCCUAUGUGUGCACUGACAUAUCCGCAAGCUUUUUCAGUGGACUGGGCGACAAGCUGCCCGUGAAACACAAGCCCAAGGUUGAGUUCAAAGUUCUCAAUGCGGAAAGCCCACCUUCUGAGCAAGGCUUCACUGGGGGUACCUAUGAUGUUGUCAUCGCAGCCAACGUCCUACAUGCUACUCGGAAGCUUUCAGAGACGGUCAAAAAUGCACGCGAAUUAUUGCGACCUGGAGGCUAUCUGAUUGCAGUUGAAGUCACAGGCAAAAUGCUUCGUGAAACAGGUCUCAUGGGAGCUUUGGAAGGCUGGUGGCUCGGUGCGGCGGAGGGAAGAGCGAAUGGUCCUGGUAUUGGUGCCCGAGAAUGGGAUAAUCUACUCCAAGAGAAUGGUUUCUCUGGCAUUGAGUGCAUUGCGUACGACCACCCGGAUGUUUCGAGACACAGCUGCUCUGUCUUUGCAGCACAAGCUGCAGAUGAUCGAUUUGAUGUCCUGCGAGAUCCUCUUGCAUUCACCGACUUGAUUCCAGAAAGCCCUAUCCUUAUCGUAGGUGGGAAAACCUUGGAAAUCUGCAAGUUGGUCCAGCAAGCAAAUAAGAUGCUGCGCCGCUGGUCGUCACAAAUUACUAUCUGUGGUUCCGUUGAAGAACUUGAGCCAAACCUCAUUUUGCCAGAGACGUUUAUACUUUACCUCUCAGAUCUCGAUAAGCCAUUUUUCUCUGAACCUCUCACCACUCAAAGACUCGAGAAUUUGCAGGAAAUGUUGGUAGCAGCGAAAAAUAUUCUUUGGGUGACGCGCGGACGGCUUCUCGACGACCCUCAUGCCAACAUGAUGGUUGGCGUAGGUCGCGCAUUGUCCGUUGAACUGCCCCAUGUGAACAUUCAUUAUCUGGAUUUCGACCAACUGGAGCCAUUGAAGGUUGAGCCGAUCGUGUGCCAAGCUCUUCGAAUGGCGUUCACGUUGUCGUCUGAGAGCAAUACCCAGGAUUUGCUCUGGGCCCAAGAGCCAGAAAUCGUGAUGAGAAAAGGCCAAAUCAUGAUACCUCGCAUUCUUCAGGACCACGCGGCCAACGAGACUCUCAACGCCACCCGCCGCCAAGUCAAGAGGGCUAUCGGUCCCGAUGAGAGAAUCGAGAUUUACCAUGACGCCACUGCAGCUGGUACAAUCUUGACCAAAGGCGGCGAGCUUGAGGUCAUUAUAAAUCACGUGGAAAUCGAAGUCGAUAUGUCUUUGGCAUUGCAUGUUGAUGAUGAAGCUCCUUGCUUUGUACUGUUCGGCCACUUGCAAGGCUCUGCGGCUAGCGUCUAUGCCUUGUCAGAAAUUGACGCGUCGACUGUGGCUGUCCAUGAGAACGCUGUCUUUCAGCCUCCGACGUCUGAUAUCACCGACACCAAAACACUCCUCGGGGUAGCUUCCUCACUGAUUGCAUCCUGCGCACUAUCGAGCGUGAGUGGCAGGGGAACCACCCUGGUAUUUGGAGCAUCUCAAAACAUCGAAGAAGGAAUUUGGAAUGUGGCGAACCGGAAAAGACUCAAAGUGUUGUUUAUUAACGUCACCACCACUCAGAAGAUUGAGCGACCAGGUUGGUUGAAUCUGCACCCACAUGCAGCGCACCGUUGUGUCAAAAGCUCGAUACCACAAGAUGCAUCUACUCUGCUCAGCUUAUCCAAUGAUGGAUUAGGGAUCAUUCUGGAGUCCCUGCCCAAGCAUUGUACCUUCCAGACUUUUGAUCCAGUCACCAUUUACCAAAGACCUAUUAUGAACGCCCUUGAAGAAGCCUACUAUCUGCAUGACGCCUCCGCUGCAUCAUUUAAAGACUCAUUGGAUGGUCAAAUUAUCAGAAUCCAAGAAGCAAUCCAAACGCUUCCAGUAUCCAGAGCCCGUCUCUCGGCUGUGUUGGACUGGAGACGGGAAGGGCUUGUAGAUGCUGUCGUUCCACCCCUAGAAGCACGAAAUUUUUUCUCUUCGACGAAGACCUAUUUCCUAGUAGGUAUGGCAGGUGAACUUGGUCAGUCACUUUGCCGCUUUAUGGUUCGAGGAGGCGCUAGAUACAUCGUUCUGGGCAGCCGCAACCCUACCAAAGACCCGCAUUGGCUUCAGCCACUCAGGGCGAAUGGUGCUGAUAUUCGAAUCGUCAAAGUGGAUGUGACAGAUUUACCACAGCUACAAGAGACAGUUGCGCUGAUACGGAAAACAAUGCCCGAGAUUGGAGGUGUCGCGAAUGCUGCUCUUGUCUUUGAGGCCGGAAUCUUCGCCAAUUUCUCUGCCGAAAAUGUUACAAAACAGCUCAGGCCAAAGGUUGAUGGUUCGCUCAACAUGGAUGAAGUUUUCAAAAACGACAACCUUGAGUUCUUUUUGACAUUUGGCUCUCUGGCCACCGUAUGUGGAAACCCUGGCCAGGCCAUGUACCAUGCGGGCAAUCUAUUUAUGGCAAGUUUGAUGGAACAGCGGAGGCGUCGCGGUCAGGCAGCCUCUAUAUUAAACUUCGGCUUGCUGGUGGACGUCGGAUAUGUAGCAAGGAAAGAUCGUGACGAUGGCUCAGACAUUGAAGGAACUCUUCGUUCGUUGCUGCUGACCCCUCUGUCCGAAGCAGAGUUUCACCAGGUCGUUAUGCGGGGUAUCAUCUCAGGUCGGCCAGGAUCACAGACUGGAGAGGUCGUUAUGGGAAUGGAACCUUACAUUGAUGAUGGCAACAUGAAGGCGCGACCACCAUGGGUAGAAAAGGCAUUCUUCUCUCAUAUGAUACGCAAACCCGUUGCCUCCGACAGCGCCAGCUCUGUGCCUUCGGUGUCAUCAUCAAUGCAGCACUUACGAGAAGAGCUGGAAAGCGUUGAAAGCCUCCCUGAGGCAAUAAAAGCUGUGCAAAAAAUGUUUUACAAAAAGAUCGAGAUGAUGAUUAUGGUGCCGAAAUCUUCAGUUGACCUGCAGUCUCCAAUGGUAGAUUUGGGACUUGACUCUUUGCACGCCAUCGAGAUCCGCAAUUGGUUACGCAAAGAUAUGCACGUUGAGUUCCCUCUCCUCAGAAUUCUUGGCUCAGAACCACUUUCUGCUAUCUACACAAGUGUUGCAGAAUCAUAUAUGAACGCCAGAAAGAAUGGAAACCAAGACGCCGUAUCAGCUGUUCAAUCUGGUAGUCAAUCUCUGGCGAUUAAGCCCCAUUUACCGCCAGCAUUCAGAAUGCAACAGGCCCAGAUCAGUGAGGAAGGUCAGCUAUUGUCGCCACAAACAUCCAAUUCAGGUUCUCAACUACCUUCUGAAGACGAGCCGCCGUCGCUUGACAGUGAUUCCAUCACUGAAUCAUCAAUUUCUGUAGCCUCAGUUAGAAAGUCAGACGCUGAUAUCCAACUUCCUGACCUGGAAAAAGCACGUUUUCUUUUGAAAUAUUCCCGCACCCAGCGCUUAUCAUACGCGCAAUUGGGAAUCCACUUCUUGCACACGUUCUUGGAUGAUCCAACCAAUUUCAAUGUUACCACCCAAUACACGAUCCGUGGACAUUUGAACCCAAGAAGACUAGCUCGAGCAAUCGAAAAGGUUCUAGGUCACCAUGAAAUCUACCAAACUGCUUUCUCUAUUGAUGCUGGCGACCCAGAGGUCAAGCAGCAGGUUGCUAGCAAUGUUGAAUUGAACCGGCUCACUCAGGUUAGCUCCACAAAAGAAGAGGCGGAGCACGAUAUUCGUCUCGCCUUUGAAAAGGUUGCCAACUCUACAUAUCGACUUGAUGUCGCAGAGUCCUUCCGUGCCGUUCUUAUCUCACACGGUCAGGACUUGCACACCGUGGUCUUUGGAUUCCAUCUGAUUUCCAGCGAUGCUUUUAGCUUUAGCAUUUUCCUUCGUGAUAUUGAUCUUGCAUAUCAGAUGCUACCACUUUCGCCAAACCCAGGGUCAUUCUUGACCUUUGCCAAGCAUCAAUAUGAAGAUGUAGUCACUGGAAAACUCGAGAGGGCCAUUCAAUACUGGAAAGAUCAACUCAGUCCGCUUCCAGCUGAUCUCCCAUUGCUGCCAUUUGCACAUGGAAAGAGCAGACAGCCGCGCCGGGUGUAUAGAAACCACAUUACCGCCAAUGAGCUGGAUCCCGACUUGGUCGCUAAGGUCAAAACGUUGAGCCAAAAGUGCGGAGCGACUUCAAUGCAGUUCUACUUGACAGUGUUCCAGGCUCUAUUGGCAAAUCUUACUCAGUCUGAAGAUAUUUGCAUUGGGGUUACAGACAAUGGACGCGGCCAAAGUGGCCAAUACGCGGAUGCUGUUGGCCAUUUUGCGAACAUUCUGCCCAUGAGGUUUCAUACGCGUCGUGAUGUGAGUUUUGGCGAGCUCGUAAAAGGUACUUCGAAUACUGUGUUGCGCGCGUUCGACAACGCUCUAGUUCCAUUCGACGUGCUACUGGAGAGGCUCGGCAUUGGCAGAUCGUCUUCGAGUACACCACUUUUCCAAGUUGCAUUCAACUAUCGAGUGGGUGACAUCCUGCGAAGACCUUUGGGAAAUUGCGUUAUGACCAUGCAGAAAUAUACAGAUGUCAAAACUCCAUAUGACUUGACCAUCAAUAUUACGCAGACUGGCACAGGAAGCCAGUCAGUGGAGUGCAUCACAGCUGACAGCUUGUACUCCUUUGAGGACACCGAGAAUAUCUUGGGCAUCUUCAGUAGCAUAGUGGAGAGUGUCACUCAAGACCCAUCGGCCAGAGUCGAAGAGUGCAAGAUGUUCAAUCCUGCGCAGGUGGAAAAGGCCAUUGAACUUGGAAGAGGUCCAAAUGUGGACUACGAGUGGCCCAAGACGCUACCCGAAAGGUUCAAUGAGGUUGUUGCUGCGUUUCCCGACUCAGUGGCAAUCAAAGACGCUCACGAGUCAUUGACAUAUAAUGAACUCUCUCGCCGGGUUAUGUUUUAUAUCUCCACACUACUGGUGAGAGGUCUUGAGUCUGGGAGUCGUGUCGCAGUGAUGUGUGAGCCAGGUGUUGACAUGUACGCAAUGAUGCUUGCAAACCUAUUCAUUGGCGCCGUCCACGUACCUUUGGACACCAGCCUGCCAGCUGCACGAUUACAGGCCAUGAUCACUGCCUGUAAGCCAGAUCUCAUAGUGUUCCACGAUGCAAAAAGUCAGGCCACAGGACAAUGUUGCGGUGAACUUGAGAUUUCGAUGCUUAACUUGGGGAAGGUCCCUGGUCUUUCUCAAGGUCACAGUGCUCCAGGUUCUGUUCAUAUCCCAGCUACUGAGGGCAGCUUCAUCCUCUUCACAAGUGGCUCAACCGGAACGCCUAAGGGUAUUUGCCUAGGCCAACAUGGUAUCAUGAACUACGCUGCCUCAAAGAGAUCAGCUUUAGGUCUAGGUCAACUCAAGAUUCUGCAGCAAACUUCCACUGGCUUUGACAUGGCCAUCGCGCAGGCAUUCAAUGCUUUUGUUAAUGGGGGAACUCUCGUGGUUACGCCUUUGCAGUCUCGGGGUGACCCUAGUAUGAUUUCUCAAAUCAUGCUUGACGAAGAAAUCGAGUUCACCCUUGCGACACCCUCUGAGUAUCUCAUGCUUGCCAACUUCGCCGCAGACACAUUACGAAAAUGUACUUCGUGGCGCCAUGCUUGUUCUGGAGGCGAGGCAAUUACAGAGGGACUCGUUCACAACUUGCGACGUCUUGAUCUUCCCAAUCUCAUAUUGACUGAUUGCUAUGGUCCCACUGAAAUAUCCUGUGCAGCCACCUUCCAAAGUAUUCCACUUGAUGAUGAUCUCCCAAGCUCAAUUGGGAGGUCCAUUCCAAACACUGCCAUAUACAUCCUCAAUGAGAGUGAUAGCACUCCACUGCCCCCGAAAAUCCCUGGUGAGAUAUGCAUUGGAGGUAUUGGAGUCUCGCAGGGGUAUCUGGAUCCUGCUUUGAAUGUGAACAAGUUUGUUACUAACCCAUUCGCGACACCCGAAUAUAUGUCCAAGGGGUGGUACAUGAUGUACAAGACGGGCGAUCGGGGUAUUCUUCAACCAGAUGGGUCUCUCAAAUUCCUGGGUCGAACUGAUGGGGGUGGUAUGGUGAUUAAGCUGAGAGGUCUCCGAAUUGAUCUGACUGAAGUGUCAGAAGCUAUCCUAGCAGCAGACCCUGGUGGAAAUCUCGCCGGUGCAGCUGUCACAGUUCGUGGCGAUCCCCAAUAUCUUGUUUGCCACGUGGUGACGGCGAAUGGGCGGAAUCCAGAGCAAGCGGUUUUGGACGAUAUUCUUCGCCAAGUUGAACUGCCACGUUACAUGAUACCAUCUGUCAUUGUGCCAUUGGAGCAGCUGCCAUCAACGCCAAAUGGAAAGGUCGACAGAAGGGCCUUGCAGAAGCUUCCUCUGCCAUAUUCGCCAGCUGAUGGUGAAAAGCGACGAUGGAAUUUAACAGUUCCCCAAGGAGAACUGAGGGCUAUAUGGAUAGAUGUCCUAGGAGAGGCUGCCAUGUCUAGCUCCAUUGGCCCAGAUUCUGAUUUCUUCAUGGUCGGUGGAAGUUCCCUACUACUUGUACACCUGCAGAAUGCGAUUCGUGAGCGAAUUGGCGUCUCGUUGUCGCUCCAAGAGCUUUAUCAAUCUGCUACCCUACGAAGAAUGGCAAAUGCCAUGCACAAGGAGCGCGGUCAACUUUCAGACGACAAGAUUGAUUGGGAUGUCGAGACAGCCAUUCCAACUUGGGUGUAUGAAGCUGCAAGACAGUUCUUCCCGUCCACAGUACCAUCCCAGAAACGUCAAGUGAUACUUACUGGCUCAACAACUUUUCUCGGUGGUGAGAUUCUUCGACAACUGAUCGAAAACGUGAGAGUCUCAAAGGUUCACUGCAUCUCAGUACUGGAUGGCGAGCGAAAAAAACUUCCCUCAGAAGACAAGGGCAAACUUGUCAUCUAUGCUGGCAGCGUGCUAAGUCCGAAUCUGGGUUUGUCGAAGGAUGAAAUCAUUUUUCUUCAAUCCAACGUAGAUCAAAUUAUUCACGCAACAGUGCAGGGACAUUGCAUGAACAACUAUACCACAGUCAAGCAAGCACUCUAUGCUUCCACGCAAUCCCUGAUUGGACUCAUUGCAUUACCUAGAAAGAUUCCUUUCCACCUCAUUUCGGCACCACGGGUAACCCUUUUGUCAGGAAAAACUGAAGGACGGCCUGUCUCUAUGCGGGACCAUCAGCCACCAUCGGAUGGCUCCCAAGGCGUAACUGCCUCGAAAUGGGCAAGCGAACGCUUCUUACAAAACGUCAAUCAAGAAUUGGAUCUUCCGGUUGUAAUCCAUCGGCAUUGCGCAUUGAUUGGCGAGCGAGCUCCAGCUGAUGAUGUGAUGAACUCGGUGGUUCGCUUUUCGCUAUUGACUCACAAAGUCCCCAAUAUUCCAGAAACCGAAGGCUUUUUCGACUUCAAGGACGUCGUGGAGGUGGCCUCUGAAAUUGCGGGUGGGCCACUGGCAGUGCCUGGCCCAGUUCGCUUUCAGCAUCACAGUAGUAAUGUGCGAGUGCCAUUUGGUCAGUUUGCACAGCGGCUGAGGGAGAUGCACGGAGGAGAGUUUGAAGCGGUUGAUCCAGUAGAAUGGCUCAAGGCCUCUGCGGAGGUUGGCAUGCAGGAGUUACUUGUGAUUCAUUUGCAAGCGAACAUGGCGAGUGGACAGCCCAUGCUGCUCCCGUAUUUGGGCACAUAG
This is a messenger RNA of Penicillium soppii, 11946 nucleotides long. Its product is annotated as AMP-binding enzyme domain-containing protein. Gene Ontology annotation, molecular function: fatty acid synthase activity; 3-oxoacyl-[acyl-carrier-protein] synthase activity; phosphopantetheine binding. The transcript has 2 exons. Lineage: Eukaryota; Fungi; Ascomycota; Eurotiomycetes; Eurotiales; Aspergillaceae. The record is from RefSeq and is a predicted model, not a curated record. Gene Ontology annotation, biological process: fatty acid biosynthetic process; secondary metabolite biosynthetic process. The coding region runs from base 1 to 11946 and encodes 3981 amino acids.